CACAUUAAUGUUACAACCUUCUGUAUUUAUUUCUACGCAUCCUCAGACCCGUGAGCUCAUAACUCUGCUGCUCUGGUCUCCUCAGCAUUGUGCUUUUUAAACCCCCCAACUCAAACACAAAAUCAACAAAAAUGAAGUUUGUACUACAUUACACAUUGUUACUAAUUCUCCUGUGCCUGCCUCUAGGCAUGCCAUUUACGGUGAUCAUGUCGGACUCUGGCGUCCCAUCGGCUCUGGUGGAUGCCCCGCAGAUUGGGAGCUCGAUGAGUAGCAGCGGAGCCAGGACUGAUAAACAUGAACAAGAAGCGGUUUACGACAUCAUGAAGGCCACUGGAAAUGAAUGGGCUACUGAAAUUCCUGACGUUUGUCGCGGUCGGUGGCAUGGGAUCGAAUGCAUGCCUGAUAAGGACAAUGUGUACCACAUUGUGUCACUUUCCUUUGGGGCAUUGUCGGAUGAUACUGCAUUCCCUAUUUGUGAUCCGAAUAGGUCGUUUAUCUCGCCUUCCAUCACGAAGCUUCGACACCUUCGUGGCCUUUUCUUCUAUGGCUGUCUCACCAACAAUCCUCAGCCCAUUCCUUCGUUUUUGGGAAAAUUGGGUUCCACAUUGCAGACAUUAGUCCUCAGGGAAAACGGACACGUGGGGUCUAUACCAAAUGAAAUCGGCAAUCUUACUCAUUUAAGAGUUCUAGAUCUUCACAAAAACAAUUUGAACGGUUCAAUUCCAGUUUCAUUAGGCCGAAUUACUGGCUUAAGGUCGUUAGACUUGAGCAUAAACAAGCUAACAGGUUCAAUUCCAAGUGUAACAUUUUCGCGUUUAAACAUACUAGACCUCAACCAAAAUCUCCUCAGCGGCCUUAUCCCAGCCUCUAUUGGAACCUGCCAUUCUCUACUUAAACUCGAUUUAAGCCAUAACCGUCUCUCUGGUUCCGUCCCUGACUCGAUCAAUCACCUCAACAACCUAGUUCUCCUAGAUAUAAGCUACAAUAGUCUAUCCGGUCCUCUUCCACUUUCAUUCAAAGGCAUGAAAUCUCUUCAAGCUUUAAUACUAAAUGCAAAUCCAAUGGUGUACUCAACAAUGCCGGAUAAUCUAUUUGAUGGUCUGAAGGAUCUCAUGAUCUUAGUCCUGUCAGAAAUGAAUUUACACGGACCAAUACCAGAGUCAUUAGGCCUUUUAUCAAGUCUCCGCGUCCUCCACCUUGAUGGCAAUCGAUUGAAUGGCUCUGUUCCUUUAAGUUUCCGCAAUUUGAGCAAUCUUGGUGAGCUUAGACUAAACAACAAUGAGCUAACAGGAAGAGUUCCUCUGGGAAGAGAAAUGGCUUGGAGGAUGAAACGAAAACUGAGGCUUUACAACAAUUCAGGCCUUUGCUACGAUGAAAGGAACGGCUCAGCUGAUGAUCUGGAUCUGUUGUUCGACUCUGGAAUCAGGCAUUGUGGAACACAGAACACUGGAACUGGCAAAACUGUGCAACAUGUUUCAACAGGCACAAAUGUGGUCGGAGUAGCAAGUAGAAGUACAGCUGCGACAACUCACAAGUCAUUAGUUCUUUCGACUUUGCUUCAGCUAGUGACCAUUUUUGUAUUCAUCGCGAGACAGUGAGGAAAAAUAUAUGUACAUGACUACAUGGCUAAAAUUUUAUAUAUAAUCUUGUAAUUGUAGCAUCAAAUGGUAUACAUGAUCUUUAGUAAAUUUUCGCUAAAAGGACUAAGUGUCACGUUGA
Molecule: messenger RNA, 1719 nt
Organism: Daucus carota subsp. sativus
Lineage: Eukaryota; Viridiplantae; Streptophyta; Magnoliopsida; Apiales; Apiaceae
Product: protein TOO MANY MOUTHS
Exons: 1
Coding region: 132-1598 (488 amino acids)
Molecular function (GO): protein binding
Source: RefSeq, a predicted model, not a curated record